Messenger RNA from Gadus macrocephalus (Pacific cod), 9770 nucleotides. RefSeq names its product tet methylcytosine dioxygenase 1 (gene tet1). Gene Ontology annotation, cellular component: nucleus. The coding region runs from base 480 to 7490 and encodes 2336 amino acids. The record is from RefSeq and is a predicted model, not a curated record. Gene Ontology annotation, biological process: positive regulation of transcription by RNA polymerase II; oxidative demethylation. Gene Ontology annotation, molecular function: DNA 5-methylcytosine dioxygenase activity; zinc ion binding; DNA binding. NCBI's taxonomy places the organism in Eukaryota, Metazoa, Chordata, Actinopteri, Gadiformes, Gadidae. The transcript is spliced from 12 exons.
AGUCCGACGGGUUGGCUGCAGAUCGUAGGUUACGUCUGGUAGAGGGAGCGGGCGAGGGAGAGUGGGCUGCGCUGAAUGGAUUGACAUAAGAGGGAUUUACGUUUUAACGAGUGUCCUACCCUAUAAGUCUACAUGUUGCCGUCUCUACCGCCUUGGCCGUUUCUUAUGUGCACAUUUUUACUAAACCGUAUCCACGUGUCAUCGUGUGGGAAACGAUCGGGCUCGCUAUCUGUCUCUGUUUUGCCGAGGAGGGAAACCAACAAGGUCCGUGUCUCGGAGUAUUAUUAGCAGUUCAGAUAGUACAACUGUCUUUCUGGUUGUGCACUGCCAUUUCACAAUGAAAAAAUAAUUUUUCUGGCGCAUCAUUAUCCAAAGGGCAGAAGAAGACGAUAAAAAAAACUUUGGCGCUUGGAAUAAGAUAAACAUUCAACUGGCUCCCAUGCCGGGUGCGCGUCACCUUCCCUCUCCCACCUUCAACCAUGCCUGCCACCUCCAAAAGACAGCCCGCUUCCCAAAGAAAAAAUGGGCCCAAAGUAAUCUCCGCAAAGAGACAGACCUGCAAGUCCACCAAAACCCGAGGCAGAGCCACAGAGAGACUCCAGAAAACACCGUCAGAGCCGAAAAGAUCCACCAGCAGGACCCAAGCGCCGUCCGGUCGAAGCCCUCGGGGUAAAGCGGUCAGUGGGUGGGUCGGUCAAGGACCAGGGCGGGCCACGGCUAAGGUUAUCCCAGCCGCGACUAGAACAGGAUCGGCGAGGCUUAGAAAACUAAGCAAUCCGCCAGACUACUGUGCUCAGUUGGAGGACCCCCUGGGGCGGAGGAAGUCCUUGCGGGGAACGCGGGCGUCUAUUGGUCCUUGCCAACCCGCCAAGCCUCCCUCCAGGAGGGGGAAGAAGAAGGGCAGGAGUUGCUUGGCCAGGGGCACCGCUGCACACCGUCGGAACACACGGAAAGAGGCCGUGAACCCGGGCCGCGGCGACGCAAACGACACUAAGGAGCAGGAGGAGGCCCGCAGCGACGACGACGACGACGAUGCCAAAGAAACCAAUCUUCCUGCGCUGAAAAGUGCCCCCUGCGAGGCCGCCGCUGCUUUCAAAGAACAGGUGGCGGAAGCCGCACACAAUGCAAGCCCGAGCAGCGCUUUCCCCUGCGAGUCGUCUCCCGGCGACGACACACAGCGAGUGUGUGUGGCGCAGGGCCGGUGUGACAGUGUCAUUAUGGAGCCAGAACAGAGGGCUCACCUGCAGAGCGUCGGGGAAGAGCCCGGGCCUGGGGUCGCGGGCCUGGGGGAUAAACAAGGGGACGGGUCACAUGAUCUGGGAUCCAGCAAUGGUGGUGGUAGAGAGGCAAGCCAGACCGAGGUCCCUGAGCACACCGACACUGAGGAGAGGCUAGUGGAGAACCAGGAGGAACUAGGUGAGAACCAGGAGAAACUAGGAGAGAACCGGGAGAAACGAAGGGAGUGCGUGGGGAAACAAGUUGAGGAUGAGGAGACUCGGCGAGAUAACGGUGAGGUGAAGCCUGGCGACAACGUUCCUGAUCUCAAGGAGUUGAAGAGCGACAUUGCCGAAGUCAAACCCGGUGAUCCCGCUAGCGAAGGGAAGCAAGUCUCGACUCCACAAGAAGAGGGUAACUCAUCUGUCCUGAGAGAGGCAGAGACGCAGAGGCAGACGCCGGCAGCCACCCACGAGAACGAUGGAGAGGAGAGCCGAAAAAAAGAGAGGGAACCGUGUUUAGAAGGAAGGCAUGACGAGACGGGGAGAAUAGGGUGCUCUGUGAUUAAGGACAAUGUUAAGGAGUCUGUUCAUCUUCUGCCUCGAGCGACCCAGGGUGAAGGAAACAAUGUUUCGUCCUUUGCUGCUCGCUCCCAUCAACGUACCUUGUUUGCUCCCUCAUCUGAUCCGUACCAGUCCAGCGACGCAUCGACUGGAAGAUCAGCGACACCUUUUGAGACUUUCCCUGUGUCUAUCACAGCUACCUCAGAACCCGUUAAAUCCCCGGUGUGGUCGGAAUCACAAGAGGUACUUGCCCACGGCAGGCGAGACAUCCGAUCAUCCAACAUCACCCACGGCGCUAAACUACAUCACCCGGUAUCUUCUGCUCUCAGUGUGAGCAACCUGAUCUCACGGACCAACACGACGUCACCGAACGCACAUGUUACCAGAACCCAGGUCCCAGGCCCCGUCUUCCCGCAGCGUCUGUACCAGUGGAGUCCAGGGCAGGCCCUGGACAGGGAGGUCCCUCCCCGAGAGGAGAGCAGAAGGCCCCAGACACCGCUCCAGACGGACAACACCCGAGCUCACCCGCCUGCUCCGGAGUCAUCGAGGCCCCGCCCCCACCAGGAGGUCGCCCCUUCCCUCCCGCCGCUUCCUCUCGGAGACACGGUAGUCCCCGCCGGCGCCGGUGAGCCCGACCCGAGGGAGACCCGCGAGCUUGCGUCGGCGUUGCCGGAGCAGGAGUCGACGCCGAAGACGUCCGCCGCCGCCUCCCCCCCGGGCGGCGGUGGUGGAGGAGGGGCAGGUGGCUACCCCUUCUCCUGCAGCUCAGAAAGCACCCGCUCCUCCCUGGACACGGAGUCCGACGCCGGGUGCGGUGACCCGGGCCCCGGCCUCCUGGCCGGGGGGCCCUGGGGGUUCCCAGAGGGGGCCUGCAUGCCCUCCUGGACCGCCGCCGGCCGGGCGCUCAAGAAGGAGAAGGAGAAGAAGAAGAGGAGCCGUUGCGGCGGUUGCGAGCCUUGCCUGAGGAAGAUAAGCUGUGGCCGGUGCAGCUGCUGCCUCAACCGCAGCACCGGCCACCAGAUCUGCAAGCUGCGCAAGUGUGUGGAGCUGAAGAAGAGGAGGUCCUUGUUGUUGCUGUCUCCCCCCGCUGCACAGGCGGCGACGGAGGGCGGAUCGGUAAAUGGCAGAGGCGGAGCCCAGAUGGAAGCAGAGACCCACGCGGCGGCAGCCGAGGAAGACGAGGGCGAGGAAGGUCACCUACCUCCAACACGGCCUCCACAUGUCCCCACGCCAGUACUCGCGGUGUACGCUGCGCCCUUGGAGCGUGCGGCCGCCCCCACGCCUCUGCUCAUUAAGAGAGAACACAUGCCGGACCACAAUGCACUUCAGCAGCACUUCUGCGGCACCCCUGGGCCUCUCCGGAACCUUCCUGACCGGACUCUAAUCGUUAACGGUGCUUACGACAUGGCCGCCGGGUCCGACCAGCGGCCCCGCUGUCAGCGGGCGACGGUUGUGUCGCCGCCCCAACGGACUACAUUACCCACAAUCCCCCCAUGCCCCGGCCCGCAAAGCUCGCCUGUAGUUGAAGCUCCCAAAGAGGACGCCGGCGCCGUCCCGCUGAAGAAGAUCAAGCUGGAGGAGCCCUGGGUGUGGAGCACCGAGGGGACCCCCAGGCAGCCUGAAGAGGAGGAGGAGGAGGAGGAGGAGGAGGAAGGGGAGGAGGUGGGGGAGGAGACCUACGAGGAUCCCCUGUCCACGCUGGCCGCCGUGGUGUGUCUGUCCAUCACGGAGAGGAAGGGGCUGGAGGAGAGGCUGUUCGGCUCGCGCUCGCCCAUCCUGCGCUCGUUCAAGACGGAGCUCUCGGACCCCAUCAAGACGGAGCAGGAGGACCCGGGGGAGCUGGGGGGGAGCGAGUGGCGCCCGAGGAGCCCCCCCGCCGCCCCCACGCACAAGACCCUCCAGCCCAUCCGGUCCAUCAAGAGCGAGCUGUCGGCGAACGCCUCGCCGCCCAGCGUGCAGACUCUGGUGGAGCAGAGGAACCUGAGCUUUGAUCAGGCCAUCGCCAUCGAGGCUCUGACCCAACUGGCAGCUAUACCCGAAAACACCCACGCGCACAUAAAGACGGAGCGGCCGCCGGAGCAGCCCGUCUCCGUAGCCACUCCCCUCGCAGCCGCUAGUCCCAACGCACCCCCGGCGCUCCCGGCCAAGCACACAGCUGUCAUCCGCUGCAACAAGGUGUCGGUUAUCAGCUCGCCGCUCAGCCACACGUCGGUCAUACGCCCCCCGGUGGCGAAGCAGGGGAGCGUCUUUCAGAUCUCCCGGGACGCCGCGUCUGCGGGCAAGAUGUCUCUGCAGGACCUGCUGGAGGCCAGCACCCAGGGAGAGAGAGCGCCCUGCUGGGGCACGGAGCAGACCUUCACCGCUCGGGUCAUCAAGACCGAGGCCGGCUACAAGGGCUACAGCGACGGCCAGAACAGGAUCUGCACGGGCCCAGAGAGGCUGUUCUGGGGGGAGAAGGAGAUGCUGGCCGGGAAGAUGGCCAGGAGGAACAGGGACGAGGAGGAGGUGGCAGCCCAGCUGGCCGACCUGGCCUUCAUCAUCCAAUCGCGUCAGAGCCAGCAGUCGGAGAACUUCCCUCCCCGCGGGACCCCCGUCGCCACCAUCAAGUACAACUACAACAAGGCCCCCCUGCUCCCCGACCCCAAGAAGGCCCUGGUGAAGAAGGCCAAAACGACCCCCGCCAAACCCAGGAAGAAGAAGGAGGCGGAGGAGGGGGGCACGCCUCGCCGGACCCCGCUGGCCAAGCGCACGCCCAACGGCAAGACCCCCUCCAAGGGCCGGGGCCAGAAGCUGCCUCCGCCGGGCGGGGCGGCGGCGGCGGCGGCCUCCCUCCGCCACAAGCGGAACCUCUUCCUCCCCCAGGCCCAGAUGGACCUGGGGCGGUACGUGGCCGAGGCCCAGGCCACGGAGCAGCGGCAGCUCAUCCAGCACGCCCCCACCCCCCCCCAGUACCACAACCAGAACCACCACGCCGCCCAGUACACCAGGACGCACUACGCCAACGGCCCGCCGGGCCAACAGCGGGCCCUCUUUAACGGUCACCAUCCCCAUCACAACGAGCUCCACCCCCCGCCGUCGCCACUACAGAGCCGCCUCCUCUCCCCAGCCGCCCCGCCGCCGCCGCCGCCGCCGCCAGCGUCCCCCCAGCAGGAGUACGAGCGGCGCUGCUUGUUAUCUCAGGUAUCCCAGCCCUCCUGGGGGCUGCAGCAUCAGGGGGCCGACCCCAACGCCGGCGGCGGCGGCGGCCUGGCCAACCUCAACGUUCUCAGUCACGUGGCGGGCUUCCACGCCCUGGCCUCCUCGUCCCCUUCCUCCUCCUCCUCCUCCUCCUCCACCACCAACACCAACGGCGCCCCCUGCUCCCCUCCCGCCAGCCAGCAGGGCUACUACAAGCUGGAGCGCUCUGGGGCCGUGACGGUGCUGUCCACCACGGCCGCCGACCUCGCCGACCAGCAGCUCUACUCCCAGGAGUCCACGCCCACCAAGAACGGCGUCCACGGCUUCCUGGAGUCCCCCGGGAGCUUCCUGGACACGCCCACCAAGAACCUGCUCAACACGCCUUCCAAGAAGCUGUCCGACCUCCCGUCCUGCGAGUGCAUGGAGCAAAUAGUUGAAAAAGAAGAAGGGCCUUACUACACUCACCUGGGGGCGGGGCCUAGCAUCACCGCAGUCCGAGAGCUGAUGGAGAACAGGUACGGGGAGAAGGGGAAGGCAGUGAGGGUGGAGGUGGUGGUGUACACCGGCAGAGAGGGGAAGAGCAGCCAGGGCUGUCCCAUCGCAAAAUGGGUGAUCCGGCGUGGCAGCGAGGAGGAGAAGCUGCUGUGUCUGGUCCGACACCGCGCGGGCCACCGCUGCGAGAGCGCUGUCCUGGUCAUCCUCAUCCUGGCCUGGGAAGGCGUGCCCCGCGCCGUGGCGGACCGCCUGUACAACGACCUCACCGACACCCUCUGCCGCCACGGCUCCCCCACCAGCCGGCGCUGCGCCCUCAACGAAGAUCGUACGUGCGCCUGCCAGGGUCUGGACCCCGAGACCUGCGGCGCCUCCUUCUCCUUCGGCUGCUCCUGGAGCAUGUACUUCAACGGCUGCAAGUUCGCCCGCAGCAAGAUCCCCCGCAAGUUCCGUCUGCUGGGGGACGAACCGAACCAGGAGGAGAUGUUGGAGCACAACCUGCAGAACCUGGCCACCGACCUGGCGCCCGUCUACCAGAGGCUGGCUCCCGAGGCCUUUCAGAAUCAGGUGGAUCAGGAGCAGGCAGGCACCGACUGCAGGCUGGGUUUGAGGGAGGGGCGCCCCUUCUCCGGGGUCACGGCCUGCGUGGACUUCUGCGCCCAUGCUCACAAAGACAUCCACAACAUGAACAACGGCAGCACUGUGGUGUGCACUUUAACCAGGGAGGACAACCGGGCGGUGCGGAACAUCCCUGAGGACGAGCAGCUCCACGUGCUGCCGCUGUACAAGGUGUCGGAGCGGGACGAGUUCGGCCGGGUGGAGGGCCAGUGGAACAAGAUCCAGACCGGCGCCCUGCAGGUGCUGUCGGCCUUCCCAAGAGAGGUGCGUCUGCUGGCCGAGCCGGUGAAGUCGGCCCGUAAGAGGAGGGAGGAGGCUCGUGUGAAGGCCCAGGCGGACAAGCUGGAGAAGAAGUUGGCCCAGUCGGCAGGGAAGGGGAAAUGUGAGACUCCAAACAAAGAUUUCAAAAGCACUUCAGCAGAGCAGCCGUCUCCGGGGUUCAAAGCGGAGCCUCAGGGCUCUUACAGACUGCCUGCCAGACCUCCGAGCGCAGGAAAGUACCAGUCAGAGCAGAACCAUGCCAGCACUUACAACCAGAGCACCAGCAACUACCCCUCUCCGGGCGCAGGGGUCCACCCAGGGAGAGAGGCCCUUUCGCCCCAUUCGUCUCUCCCGCCUGGCCCCCACUACGGACACAACGGGGCCAGCCACCAACACAGGACAAACGGAGAGGCGGUGAAUGGUUACUCUUCAGGAUCUGCACCGGUGCAUCGCAUACCCCCCCACCCAGGCCACCCCGACUACCCCCGCGGGUUUAAAACGGAGCCCCAGGAGGUCCACUACUCCCCUCAUCCCGGCCACGGCGCAGCCUCUCCAUCUCCUUCCCCUCAGCCAACCACAGAGGGCCUCUACAGCAGACUCAACGGGCUCAACGGGGGCGCCCCGGGGCACGGCCCAGAGGUCAGGGGUCACGGCCUGGCGCCGCCCGACACCUCUGAGGAGCUGAAGCAGGAGGAGGUGUGGUCGGACAGUGAGCACAACUUCCUGGACAACGACAUCGGCGGGGUGGCGGUGGCGCCGUCGCACGGCUCCGUGCUGAUCGAGUGCGCCCGCCGGGAGCUCCACGCCACCACGCCCAUCCUGCGGCCCGACCGCAGUCACCCCACGCGCAUCUCCUUGGUCUUCUACCAGCACAAGUCCCUGAACGAGCCCGGCCACGGCAUGGCCAUGUGGGACGCCAAGAUGGCCAAGCGGGAACGCGAGAGGGAGGAGGAGGCCAUGAGGCUGGGGAUGGCAGAAAGGGAGGCAGGGAUGAGGGGAGGAGGAGGAGGAGGUCUGGAGGAGGAGUGGGAGGCAGAGGAGGAGAAGAGGAGGGUGCCCAAGGUGCCGACCCGACAGGCUUGGACACUUCCGCGGGACGGAGUCAUCACCGUGGCCCCGUACGCGCUCACCCACGUAACGGGACCCUACAACCGCUGGACUUAGUGGUGUGUUUGUCUCACACGCACGCACACGCGCACACACACACACACACACACACUCACAGUCAGAUCAGAAUGAUUAAGCUUACACACCCCAUGCUUCUGCCUUACCUCAACUCCAAAAUGUCUACUUCUUCACUUUUAUGUCACUUUUAUCGUGCUUUUCUAACAUGUUCUUUUGUAGUCUUUUCUCAUCUCUUGCCUUGAAAGUGAUGAGAAAAAGACCAAAGUUUGUGGGGAUUUUAAACUGUGAGUUUUGUGUUCUUUUUUUAUUGUAAAAAAAAAAUAAUGGAUGGUGCUUUCAAGAUUUUUUUUAAAUGUUUUUAAACUGGUUUUUAUAUACAAGAUUAAGAACAAAAAAAGUGAUUAUUUAUUCUGAUCAUGACAGUUUCUAUUUAAUUUCUGGUGUUAAACCUGUUGUUUACUGCAAAGUUUAUAUAUUUACCUACGGGUCAAUACACGAUCCGAUUGGACGCAGACAGAGUACGAGUGCAGGUCUACUGCACUCGGUUCCAUCAAGAGGUGCUCUCUUUAACCACGUGGCUCGCGUUGGCUUAUGCAGCGACACAUUUUAGUCAAACAAACACAUUACAUCGAACCCAUUUCAUCAGCGUGUAUGACACUGAGAACACUGACUGGCAUCCAUUCAGUACAGAUGAUGUCAGCGUUAUUUUUACGUUGCCCUCAUCCAAUCAGUUGCUUCAGUUCAAGGAAGUUUUUUGUGAUUGCUUGCUUUGUUUCUACAACUCUCGAUUGUCUUUUAUUUGGAAUACACAUAUUUUAUGGCAUAUUAAGGAGAUUUUGAUUUCUAAGACCUAACUUGAAAGAGGGACCCCGGUCCAUAGGCGUAUACUUAUGUAUGUACAGAUAUAUAUAUACAGUAUAUAUAUAUGACAUAGCCAUAGAUAAAACUGCUCUUCUUUUUAAAAUAUUUCUACGUUGAUCUGAUUAGAAAUUCUGCAAGUGAAUUGAACAACACUAUAUUACAAAACUGCAAUCAUGUCUAUGAAAAUUCAGUGUCAUCCACAAUUAAGUAUGUUUCAAAGAUAUUUUUUAGCACUUAUGUUCACGUUCGGUAAUUGGUUUCGCCUAGUGAUUGCAUAGGAAACAAGGUAAUAGGACUCAUGUCGUUUACAAUCAUGGCAUAAACUGUACAUUUUACUGGUGCUUUGGAGACCACUUCUCCUGCUAGAGUUUCAAAUGUCUAGAAAAUCUAUAGCCAGUUGUUAAACUUGAAUACAUGACUUCAUCGAUGAAUGCAAAAUCAACAAAAAGUUUUGUCUCUCGAUGUCAUAAUCAUACAGUAUCCAUAGGAAAUUCUGCUCUCUACUUCAAUAAUGCGUCUGCGUUAGACAUACAGGGUUGGUGUCCACGGGGUGAAGGAGCAGAAUUGUUAAUAAUAACCCUUUAAUAAAAGACGAUUAUAGAUUAUCAUCACUAAUGACAUUUCAAAUACAGUGCAGUAGUAUUGCAAGUGAAAAGUUGAAUGGGUAUUGACGAGAUGUAUGCAUUUCCUAUGGAGACAUUGAAUUGUUUUGGUGCUAUGGGAAUGUGGCGUCAAGGUGCUUUCAGUGACUUUACCCAUUUGUGUUCUCUAAACGUGAACGUAUGGUGCUCUUAGUAUACACUGUUGCAACUAAUAUGGAUAAAGUCUCUGCAUACCUUCAAAGCUGUUGUACAUCCUAUAUGGCUUUGUUUAUUUUUACCUUAAUUUCUCCAUGGGGGAAAAACACUGAUUAAACCAACAAUGUUUUAUGUUUUAAGGGUUCCAAAGUCUUCCACUUGUAACCAAACUCGAAAAUAAAUCAUGUUCAACUGGGUGCUAUUUAUGGCAACAUGUAUAAAUCCUAAUCACUGAAUACAUAAAUAAUGCAAUGAAUGUAAACCUUUAUUUUUCUUUCGUCAAGUUCAUUUUGAGUCAGCUCAUUUUAGAGAGGAAGAUGCGACCACAUUGAUCAGGUUGUAAAUGUUCAUGUGGAUUAUUUUCUCAACUUCCCACCCACAAAGGCCCUACCUGUUGACUGUAUCAAUAAGGAACUAACAGAAAGCACCAGCAUUUAGAAUUCAGUUUUUAUUAUAAAGUGUGUAAUUAUGUAUGUGAACCAGGUUCUUUGUUGUACUGUUAAUGGUGUGUAGACAAUGGAUGAUUGCUUAUUUUCAAAUUGAAUUACUGUAACUUGCUGAAAAUAUAUCCAUUUAGACUUGUAAAAAAGAGACAAGCAUUCAUUUUAUGGAUGGCUGAUCUGUUUGGGAUUGUGAAAUAAAGACAUAUUUAUAUUUUGGA